This is a messenger RNA of Lachancea thermotolerans CBS 6340, 792 nucleotides long. It is a transcript of the gene POF1, whose product is annotated as nicotinamide-nucleotide adenylyltransferase. The transcript has a single exon. The coding region runs from base 1 to 792 and encodes 263 amino acids. Lineage: Eukaryota; Fungi; Ascomycota; Saccharomycetes; Saccharomycetales; Saccharomycetaceae. Gene Ontology annotation, cellular component: nucleus; cytoplasm. The record is from RefSeq and is a predicted model, not a curated record. Gene Ontology annotation, molecular function: nicotinamide-nucleotide adenylyltransferase activity; ATP hydrolysis activity.
AUGCUUUAUAGAUCGCCGGAAGGAGGAAAGUGCUUGCAGAUUCUGAAGAGAUUUCAGGAAAGCAUUUCAGCGUUUGAAAUUUUCCAUGGGCAGAGACAUCUGGACAAAUGUCGUAGAGUGUUGGUUCUGGAUUCCUCGUUCAACCCUCCUCAUAUGGGCCAUUACACGCUAGUAGAAAGAGCAGUGAAAUACUAUGGGAGCACUGACUUGCAGGUCAUUCUCCUUUUGUCGAUAAACAAUGCGGAUAAAGAAAUCAAACCAGCGUCGUUAGACAAGAGAAUGGAUAUGAUGUGUAUCAUGGCUGACCUGCUGAGCAAAAACUCCCUUCCUGUUUCUGUGGGUAUUACAAAGUACGCCAAGUUCUUCGAAAAGUCGACUGCAAUAAGCAAAGAACUGGGCCACAGCCCCAAGAUAAGCUAUCUAGUUGGAUUUGAUACUAUUGUUAGAGUUUUCGACUCAAAGUACUACGCGCCGCUAUCGGUAGCAGAUGCCCUGAGGGACUUUAUGAGCGAGACAGAAUUUUUUUGUUUGACUAGAGAUGGUGAGACAGCCGUUCAGCAGCAACUACAGUAUCCAGGAGACAUCGCGAAGGGAGUCUAUGAGCCAAACAUUCCAAAGUCCUGGCAUUCCAAAGUUGUUGUUGAAAAAGGUAAUGAGUUUUUUUCCCAUGUUUCAUCCUCAAGUUUGAGAAAGACCUUGUACGAUCCAAAUAAAGAUGUGUCUGCAUCAGUCCCUCCAGAAAUCUACCACUAUAUUAAAAAUCAGUUUCCCUAUGAUAUUUUCAAGCACUAA